GAAUGAUAUAGAUAUGAUACUGGUAGGCGAUUCGCUGGCGAUGGUUGCACUGGGCUAUGAGUCCACGACCGAGAUCACCUUAGAGGAGAUGUUCCAUCACUCAAGGGCAGUGUCUCGCGGGACGAAGCGCUCGUUUCUGGUGGGAGAUAUGCCAUUCGGCAGCUACCAGGCCAGUCCGGAGGAUGCCGCCCGAAACGCAAUCCGAUUUAUAAAAGAAGCCAAUGUGCAGGCGGUGAAGUUAGAGGGCGGGGAACAUAUGGGUCCCGCUAUUGAAAAGGUAGUAGGCUGUGGUGUGCCGGUGUUGGGACACAUUGGAUUGACUCCACAGAGUGUCAAUGUCCUGGGCGGCUUUAAGGUGCAAGGCAAGACUGCCGACUCGGCUCAGCAACUGGUCAAAGACGCGUUGGCCCUUCAAAAGGCCGGUUGCUUCGCUAUAGUUAUCGAGGCUGUACCAUCGCCCAUCGCCGAGUACAUCACUAAGCAGAUCAGUAUACCUACCAUUGGCAUAGGGGCAGGUCCACACACAAGCGGUCAAGUGUUGGUGACAUUGGAUAUGUUGGGCGUCUUCGAUCGAUUCACUCCCAAAUUCUGUCGACAAUACGCACAGCUUGCCUCGACGUGUCAUAACGGUUUGAAGAAAUACAUAGAAGACGUGCGCGAUCAACACAAGGCACAAAUUUCGAGCAGUCAACAGGAGGUAUAAAUGCAGAUUCUUUUAGUGCCCCUGAUGUUGAUUUCUAUAUUUGACAUAUUGCCAACUUUCAGCAAGUACUGAGAAAACAAGGACUCCAGAGGAAUCAUAUUCCUUUGUAGUACUGAUAGUAGAGGUAAGCGGUCAUCAAGCGGCGCUACUGGAGAGCGAUUUCUUGCUAAAAAAAAUAUUUUCAAAGUAAACAGGGUAAUCAUCGGGAUUGUUCGAACUUCUGCUGAUAAUAGUGUAACCUCGAUGGUUUGAUUAUAUCGACAAUAACUGAUGAAUUUAGGUUGUCAUGACCGAUAUGUACAUGACACAGCUACAAUUAGUCCAUGUUUACUGGUUCAGAUAUUUAUAAAAUUGUGCCGUGCGAUAUCGCCAUCGAAUAAAUAUCUCAUAAAUAUCUGAUAUCCUCA
Molecule: messenger RNA, 1110 nt
Organism: Sphaeroforma arctica JP610
Lineage: Eukaryota; Ichthyosporea; Ichthyophonida
Product: 3-methyl-2-oxobutanoate hydroxymethyltransferase
Exons: 7
Coding region: 14-703 (229 amino acids)
Biological process (GO): pantothenate biosynthetic process
Cellular component (GO): mitochondrion
Molecular function (GO): magnesium ion binding; 3-methyl-2-oxobutanoate hydroxymethyltransferase activity
Source: RefSeq, a predicted model, not a curated record